Molecule: messenger RNA, 5275 nt
Organism: Limanda limanda (common dab)
Lineage: Eukaryota; Metazoa; Chordata; Actinopteri; Pleuronectiformes; Pleuronectidae
Product: aryl hydrocarbon receptor-like
Exons: 11
Coding region: 504-3350 (948 amino acids)
Biological process (GO): regulation of transcription by RNA polymerase II
Cellular component (GO): nucleus; aryl hydrocarbon receptor complex
Molecular function (GO): nuclear receptor activity; transcription cis-regulatory region binding; protein dimerization activity
Source: RefSeq, a predicted model, not a curated record
AAUGGCUAAGGGGAAAUUAUUCGGUUUAAUUUUACUUCCUGGUGCGUUUGGAAAAAUCUCAACAACAUUACGCACAAGUGUCACUGAGUCCAGUCCACCUUAAAUCAACUCUGCCAGACUGUGCGCAACACAUUUCCUGAAAACGCCCCGUGGAAGAGAAAAGGCGGAAACUCCAGAGACUCUGAAUAAUAAUAACAAGAAAAAAAAAAAAGCUUGUUUGUCCAGAAGAGGAGGGACGGACUUCAAUUGACUUCUGCGGCAAAAACGUCUCUUCACUUUCCCCCAAACCUUCACCCUCCGCAACAGCAAACUGUCAGCCCGGCCUGAGCAGCAGCAGCAGCAGCGGGUGUGAGUGAACAUGCGAGCCGGAGGAGUCGCUGGCUGAGCGGACACACGACGACCAGGCGCGGCGCGGAGCUCAUGGAGGAAGCCCCUGUGGCGCAGGAGUGAAACCAAAACCGUGAAGCUAACGUCAAGUUCGGGAGAACGAGGUGACAGACACCAUGUUGGGAAACACGGGAACUUACGCCAACAAGAAGAGGAAGAAGCCUGUCCUCAAACAAAAGAAAGUCUCUGAAGGCAAUGAGGUUGUCAAAUCAAACCCUUCAAAGCGACACCGGGAUCGGCUGAAUGGGGAGCUGGACCGCCUCACCGACCUCUUGCCCUUAUCUGAGGAGGGUCGCUCCCGUCUGGACAAACUGUCUGUCCUUCGCCUUAGCGUGGGAUACCUGAAGGCCAAGAGCUACUUUAAAGCCAUCAUGAAGAACAGCAGCAGCAGCAGUCUACAGAUUCCUGGGCUGAAUGGGCAGAAUGGGAACAGCAUGGACACCACAGGCUUCUCCGAGGGCGACCUGCUGCUCCAGGCAUUGAAUGGGUUUGUGAUCGUGGUCACGUCGGACGGUUUGGUGUUUUAUGCCUCUUCCACAAUCAAGGAAUACCUGGGCUUCCAUCAGUCGGACGUGGUUCACCAGAGUGUCUUUGAUCUCAUCCACACUGACGACCGAGACAUGUUCAGACAGCAGCUGCACUUCGCCCUGAACCCACCACCAAUCAGCACGGCAGGAAAUGCCUUGCAGAGCUCUGGUAACACAGAGAUGUUCAGUCCUGAGCACCUUCCUCCAGAGAACUCGUCCAUCCUGGAGCGGAGCUUUGUGUGUCGCUUCCGCUGCCUCCUGGACAACUCGUCCGGCUUUCUGGCGUUGAAGUUCCAGGGGCGACUGAAGUUCCUCCACGGUCAGAGUGUUGUGAAGGACAACAGGACGUGCAACCCCCCUCAGCUGGCUCUGUUUAGCAUUGCAAUGCCUGUUCAGUCCCCGUCCAUCGUGGAGAUCAGAGCUAAGAUGAUUCUGUUUCAAACCAAACACCAGCUGGACUUCACACCCAUGAGCAUUGACAGCAGGGGGAAAAUAAUCCUGGGCUACUCAGAGACUGAACUGUGUAUGAAAGGCUCCGGCUACCAAUUCAUCCACGCAGCUGAUAUGAUGUACUGCGCUGACAGACACCUGCGCAUGAUUAAAACAGGAGAGACCGGACUCACUGUCUUCAGGCUCCUCAGUAAGUCAAACAGCUGGGUGUGGGUGAAGUCCAAUGCAAAGCUGAUCUUCAAAGAAGGACGACCAGAAUUCAUCAUCUGCUAUCAGAAAGCUUUAGUCAACACUGAAGGUGAGGACUAUCUGCGUCAGAGGAACAUGCAGCUUCCCUUCAGCCUCACCAGAGGAGAGGCCAUCCUCUACAAUACCGGCCCCACUGUGGACGUCCCAGCCUCUCAUUUCAAUAAAAUGUUCAGCAACACGGACAUAAGCAAGGACAUGGCGCCCGGCUCUUUGCUGGACUGCUUCCUGAGACAGGAUGAAGCGGUGUACACCCAGACAGUGGAGCCGCCCUUACCUGUGGACCAGGUUUUCCAGGAGAGCCGCGCUCUUGUCACCAUUCCCAGUGACAUGUGGCAGGAAAACAGGACCCUGGUCAAUACAGACCCUGUUGCUAUGAAAGCAGAGGCCAAGCAGUCUGUGAUGGCUGUGAUCGACAACUUUGAAAAAAUGGCUCAAAGUGGGGACUUUGGUGCAGCGCUGCAGAAUCUGGAGGUGGACAACACUGAGCUGAUGGAGUUCAAAAGAUUGGGUCAGGACGAGGAUCAGCGGAACAACAUCAGCUCUGAGCUGGACAGCAUCCUCACAAAUGACAUAUUUGACUACAUUGACAGGGUUCUGUUCCAGGAGAAGGGAGGCGAUGGUCCCAGCAGCCUCUGCAAUAAUCCACAGGAGCCCUUCAGUGACGCUGCUCUGUACUCAGCCACUCGGCUCUGUAAGGCACAGUUGUUUAAUACACAGAGUCCUCUUCAUACCUACUCUCCAAAUAAUGGACUCUACACUCACCAGCAGGAUCCAGGGCAGAGCUUAUCAGACCCUGCACAGAUACUCACCAGCAUCCACAAACUCUCACACCAAGGUCCCCUCAUUGCUGCGGCUGACACACACCUACCACCUCUUCAACAGCUGCAGCUCCAGGACAUUUUCAGCCCGUCGAUAGAGCUCCCAGAUCUUGUUGUUCCUGAUGCCCCGGCCCCAUUCCAGUCCUGCGGGCAGGUGCCCAUCAGCCACAUGGGAGGGGUACAAAGGGUCCCUGCUCAGACACCGUUCCUGCCAAACAAUUUGCCGGCUCCUGCGAUGGUAGGGAAUGGACACAUGCUGCAGAGCUCAGUUAAACAACCAAAGAACAUAGCACCCGGUGUGGUGGAUAUUUUGCCACAACUGAUUCCCUGCAAUGACUUAAGUUCCUCUACCACACAGAUCAUUCCCAGUCCCUUUGCUGCAGCUUGUCUGCAGGGAAGUUCCCCCUUUGAAAUGCACACGGUUCAGCAGUGGCCACAGGGUCAGCAGCAGAUGCUGCCUCAGUCUGGCACCAUGCAGAACGGACAUCAGCUGAUGCCAGACUGUCAUGGCCAAACUUCCGAAAGCCAAACAGUUUCGCGCAGUGGUCUAUGGCCCAGACGAGUUACCGGACUGAACCACUCUCUGCAAGGCGGGCUGGCAUGUGGACAGGCAGUUACUCACAGCAGCUGCAUGUUUGAGCAGCAUUUGUCCUCCAGUCCAGCAGUGGGCGACAUGCUGGCGCUCUCAGGAGUGACGCUGGAUCCGAGUCCUCUUCAAGGUUCCUGCUGCUUCCAGUGGGGCUGCAGUGAACCAGUGGUGGGAGCAUCGACCAUCAACCAGGAGAACGGCAACAUCCCGUCAGAGCACAUUCAGCACUACCAGGAAAACCACAGGCAGACACAGGAUGAAAAACUCUCGUCUGAACUCAAUGGGAUCUUUGCGGCUCCUCCUCAUGACGUAGCCAUGUACUCUGCGUAGUCGAGGACAACACAGGGCCUGUAUCAGUGCUUUUAAUGCUUUUCCUCCUGCUUUAUAUCACUUUGUAUUAUAUUUACUGUGUCCACUCUCAUGUUUGUCAGUUUCUAUUGCAGAUACACUUAAAAAAUGAAAAUAUUAAAAAUAAAAAUGAAGUAUGAAGCCGAAAGUGCCUGUACCAGGAUGGAACUUUAGCCAGUUAGUAAGCUGGGUCGGGGGAACCCUAAAAAUAAAAAAAAAAUGUUUUUACAAGGGAAACAGUGCUCAUGUCCACAGAUUUCCCAGAUUUAGAUUCAUGAAACAGUCCGAAUGUUUGUUUUUUUAUAUAUAUAUACAUAUACACAGCUGUACCACCAUCAUCCAUAUCACUACAGAUGAAAUAAUCUGUAUAUUUGAAAAAUGGCCGAUAUAAGUAUAUGAAUACAAUAUUGGAAGUCAAUGUAUUUUAUAUAUGCUUCAAUAGAAGGGCUGAUAACUUGUGUUUAUCUGUGUUCAGUGUAAAUGUGCUCGAAUCUCAACAUUCAAGACCAAGAUUUAACGAGUAGAGGAAACAAAGAAUCUCAAUUACCAAAAAUGACAUCUGUCAUAUUCAGUCUUCUUUCUGCUGCUGCUGCUGUCAGGGAUGGAAACGUUUUGAUUAGCUGCAUCAUUCCAGUUCAGUUUAGGAUUUACUGAAACAGAAAAUAAGUACAGCUGAAGGAGAGUGUAUCCAAAUUCUCUGUUGCUAAUUAAGACUCAUGGGCUAUUAAACAAAAAGGCAUCUUCCUGGUGUUGGUAAAGCAGUGUCAGUUAAACUGUACGUAAAGUCAAUCUGGGACAAUUAGCUUUGAGAAACCAGAGCAUUGACGAUCUCAUUCCAUUUGUUGAAAUCCUCUAUACAUCCCGAUAGAAAUCGCUGAAGAUGGUGAUGGUCAGAAGUAAGCAAGUGAGUCGCGGCAAAGUCGGUUGUCAGUCAGUCAGUCAGUGAACGUUCAUGUGUUUUAAGGGCGGAGCUUAGAGGGCCAAUGGGAGGGGGAGGGGGGGAAUGAAUCAGUUGUAUAUAUUUUGAAAGUGUCUGCUGCUCUUCGUUGCUUUUUCCAGGAUUAGGUCUCAGACGAUGGAAAACAAUUCCUGAAUCUGCCUCCUUCAUCAAAUUGGCUCUGAAAGGAUUAAAGGAUUCUUCCUUGUACCCUUUCACCUUUCUACUAAGUUUCAAUAAAAUCUGCUCAGUACUUUUUGCGUAAUCCUGCUAAAAGACAGAAAAACAGCAAUUAAAACAUAUGAUUAAAACUUCCUUAGCAAGGUUACAAAUGAUGGAUGAACUUAAUACAUAAUUUCACAUCUUCAUCAGAGAUGUGAGUGAAUUUGCAGCAUCUCUCAACCAAACAUUCACACAUUUCUCUGCCAUCCUCAUAUUAUCUGAUCUCGUUACUAUAUCUUCUACUUCACAAGCCAUAUACAGUGUAACCCUUUUUUUCUGUGCCAUCUUGCCUGAUAUGCGGCUCAAAAAUAUUUGAAUUUUGUGUCUUUUCUUUAUCUUCAUAUUCACCACACUACAAAAAGACAUGGCAGCUUUACCACGUAUAUCCCGCUGCAUUGUGGGAAAUCACUCAUUAUCUCACCUUCAGUUAAGAUUCUGUUUUUUGGUUUCAAACCAUAAUGUCUGAGAACAAUUAAUGAAUCAUCUUUGAUGUCGGACUUUGAUACGGACUCACCCCCUCGGAUUAAAAAACAAACCUGGAGCCAAAUGUUUUCUUCACAUUUGGAUUCAUAUUUUGAAAUGUGUGCCUUGACAGUCGCCGUAUUUCCCUUUCUUUGUACAACUGUUCAGUUUAUUUAGCCAAGUAGUAGAAUUAAUUAUAUAUCAUAAUACAAUAUGUAUAUUAAAUACGUAACAGCCUUUUUUCUACUGAGAAAUGCUUUUUCAUAAAUGAUUGUUAUGAAUAAAA